Molecule: messenger RNA, 9039 nt
Organism: Danio rerio (zebrafish)
Lineage: Eukaryota; Metazoa; Chordata; Actinopteri; Cypriniformes; Danionidae
Source: RefSeq, a predicted model, not a curated record
GCGGGCUGCUGCUCAUUCAAAACACUCGACUAUACAGUUUCAAAUCCGGAUGCUCCAGGAGAGCAGAAAAACAUCAUGAAAACACACUUAUAUUUGAGUCUUUGCGUGGUAUACAGAAGUAUGUAAAUGGCCACAAAGAAGUAAUCGGCAUUCUCACAACUGAUGGCUGAAUAUGGAAUCAGAACUGUUGAUUGGCUGGCAGGAGGAGAGGGCAGAGCUGAGGGCGGAGCUUUCACGUCUGCAGGAUGAAUUGGCUGAGAGUAGAGCGGAGAGGGAGGAGCUUGAUUCUCGAGCUCAAGCGUUGACUGACAGGCUGUCUCAGACGCUGGACCCUUCUCUGUCAUCAUCAGUGCGUCUGGAUGAAGAGCAGAGAGAAUGGAGGAAGAAGCUCAGAGAGGGCAGAGAAAGAGAAGCCAGACAGGCUCUGCUCAUCCAUAAACUUCAGCACAAGGUGUUGGAUUACAGGGCUCGCUGUCAAGCUCUGGAGCAGCAGGCUGUCGGUGAAGAACGAGAACUGAGGAUCCGAGAGAGGAUACUGCGAGAUGAACGCAGCGACACACUGGAGAGCACCCUCAUCAGGCUGGAGGAAGAACAGCAGAGGAGUUUGGGGCUGUCGGAGGUCAGCGCUCUUCUGCGGAGUCAGCUGAGUCAAUCAACUGAAGCUAAUGAAGCCCUGAGGGACGACCUGCGAAAGCUGACAGCUGAUUGGUCCAAAGCUGUGGAGGAGGUGGUGCAGAAGGAAAUCGAUUGGCAGAAAGAGAAAGAGGUUUUGACAGGCUACAUAGGGAAGGAGCACAGCAGGUUGAUGACGUUGUGGGGACGCGUGGUCACGCUCAGACGCCAGUGUCACUCUCUGAAGACUGCUACUGACAAGGACUUGUGGGAGCUGAAAGCAGACUUCUCUCGUCUCUCUUCAUCUCUCCUCUCUGUAUGGGCUUCUCCUCUAUCGGCUCCCAAGCUGACCCAUAACUCCUCCUUAUCCCAGUCCACUUCAGCACAACCCCUCUCCACCACCCAGGGCCCGCUGUCUCUUGAUGAUCUGAACCAUGAACAGACAGACGAGAGGAAGUCCAGUGAAUUAAAAGCAGACAUCGAGUCUGAAACCCUGGAGCUCAGAAACAGGAUCACAGAGCUGAAUAUGACCGUAAAAGCUCUCGAAUCUGAACGGGAGAAGCAGGAGGAAGAGAUGGAGAGGAGGCACAGGCAUGAGAUGGAGAGAGAACAAGAGCAAGAGAGGAAGUGGGAGAGACAGAUGGAACUAGAGAGAAACUUUGAGUCUGUCUGUCAGGCUGUCAAGACCCUGUCUCGUGCUCUCCUUUCUCAGAAGAUGAGUGGAGAGUCCAGCUCUCUCUCUGCUGAUGAUGCGUCUAGUGAUGGACUGUGCUCUGUCCUCUCGGUCAUCGCUCAAGCUGAGACAGCCCUGCAAUGGAGGGAACAGGAAGUACAGGAGGCUCAGAUGAGCUUGCGCAGGCUUGGGACAGAGAAAGAAUCACUGGAGCAGAGAAUCACACAGUUGGAGAGUGAGUGGGUGGAGCUUCAGGAACAGACCAAUCAGGGCGCACUACAGAUUAAACACACACAGGAACUGUUGAACAGUGAGAAGGAGAUAGUGAGCAGUUUGCGCGGUCAGGUGGAGGAGGCUGAGAAACUCACAGAGGAGCUGAGAAAGGAGAACGAACACAUGAGACGACAGAGAGAGAAGCAGGAGGAGGACAGAAUCCAGCAGGACAGAGAGAGACACAAGCGAAUGGAGGCAGAGAUGUUAGAGAGCGCUCAGCUGUGCGAGAGGGAGAGCCGCACUCGUCUGGAGCUGCACCGGCUGCAGGUGGCACUGGAGAGAGAGACGCUGGACAGAGCUCGAGCAGAGCAAGAGGCUGAGCAGGCUAAAGAUGCUUUAAUCAAGGCACGGGAGUCAUUACUGGCCCAGUCCUCCGGUCAAAACCAGCUCAAGAGAGAGCUGGCAGGAGCUGGAGAUGCCCUGGAGAAAAUGGCUGCCUUAAAUGAAGCUCUGGCCAAGGACAAGAGAGAACUCGGUGUCCGCUCUCUGCAGCUGGAGACGGAGGUGGCAGAAGCGCAGGCUCAGAUCCAGGCUUUUGGCACAGAGACGGCAGGUCUGCACAGGGAACUGAAGGCCAUGUCUCUAGAGGUCCACGAAUUAAGGCAGCGGAGAGAGAGCGAUCUGAAAGCUCUGCAGCAGCUCAGAGAGAGAGAGAGAGAGCUGGAGAAUGAGCUGGAGCUGGAGAGGGAGGACAGGCAGAGGGAGCAGACGGCCCGCACUGAAGACAAGAGCACAGAUGAACAAAAGAUUUCAGAGUUAACGGAGCAGUGCAGCACAGUGAUGAAGGAGCUUCAGAGUGUCAAGGUUGAACUGCUGAAAGCUGCAGAGCUGCAGAGAAGAGCUGAGCGAGAGAGAGACGAUCUAAUGAGAGAGAGCCAGCGACUAGAGGACACAGUAUGUACACUAGAGAGAGAGAAAGAGGAACUCGCACAGGUCAAAGAGGAACUCAGAGGCGUGGUGGUUUGUCUCCAGAAGCAGAUGGCUCAGGCACAGGAACAGACCUCAGGUCUGGAGUUGAAGUGCAUUCAGCUACAAAUGCAGGUGGACACACUCACACAGACCAAAGAUGUCUUGCAAGGAGAGAUUCAAUGUCUGCAGACAGACCUGGAGAGAGAGACCGCACAGAAAGAACGAGAAUUACAAGAAUCAAUUGAGGAAAGAAGGAAGUUUGAAAGAGAGAUAGAAAACUGGAAGUCGGAAUGCAAGAAGUUUCAGAGAGACGUUGAACAAGAAUCAGAAAAUAGCAAAAUACAAGCAGAAGAGAGCAAAACGGACAGAGAACGAUGGCAAAAGGAGAGAGAAUCUCUGAGCGCAGAGCUCGGCCAGAAAGAUGGAGAAGUGGAGAUACUGAGGAACAGGAUUGAUGGAUUGUUAAAAGAAAAAGAAGAGCUUUUGGACCAUUUAGAAAAAAGAAACACAGAACUAGAGAAACUACAGACUAAAUCUGCAGCAGAACAGAAAGCGGCCGAGCUAAGGCUGAGAGGAGCAUGUGAUGAGGUUGAGAGAUGGAAGGAGAGAGAAAAUAAGGUUCAGAGAGAGAAAGAAGAGUUAAAUCAGAAGUUUUUAGAAAGAGUAGAAAGAGAAAGUCAGAACCUCGAGAUCACACAGAGAGAGAAGGCUAAGAUGUCUGAUCUAAUGAAAAAGAAGGAAGAUGAAAUACGAAGAAGAGGAGAGGAUAUAGAAGAGUUGAAAUUGAAACUCCAGUCCAACGAGAAAACAAUUGAGAGUCUGGAAAUAGAGUUACAACAGAAAGAGACCUUGGAGAGUAGAGUAGAAACCCUGGAGAAACUUAACACUCAACUGAAAGAGAAAAAACUUGACAAAAUAAGAGAAAACGAAAGCAGACAAAAGAAAAGAGAUGAGCAAGAAAGGGAGAAAGAAGUUAGGUGGAGGAGACAACUGGAACAGAAAGAUGAAGGCCUUAUAGAGCUCAAAAGCAGAAUUGAUGAACUAAUCGGAGAAAAAGAACAUAUCUCUUUACUCGUGGAAGAAAGAGAAAAAGAUAUUGAGCAAUUGCAAUCUACGCUGUCGACAGAAAAGAGAGCUCUUGAGCUGAGACUGAAAGAGGCAAGAGACAAUGCAGAGUGGUGGAAGAGACGAGCUGGCAACAUGGAGAAAGUGAAGGAGAGCGUAAAUCGUGUUGCUGAAAGAGAGAAAACAGAACUGUCAGAGCUUCUUAGAGAAAGAGAGGAAGAGGUACAAAAGAGAGAAGAGGUGAUCAGUGAUCUUAAAAACAGAAUUCAAUCAUUAGAGGUAAUCAUAGAGAAACUAGAGACUGAUAUUGAGCAGAAGAAUGAACAGCUUGAACUUCUAAAUGAGCAAAUCUCACAGAUAAAAGAGAGAGAAAUUGAGAAUCAAAAAGAGUUGGACAGGAUGCAAGAAAAUCUAAAGGAACAGGAGAAACAACUGAAAAGAGAAUUAGACCAUCUUAAUAUCAAAAUGGCAGGAGUCAUUCAAGAAAAAGAGGAGUUAUUAGAAAGGAUAGAGGAGAGAGAUGGUGAGUUGACAGAAUUACAAGUGAAAUUCACUCAAGAACAGAGGAUGUUUGAACAGAAGCUUAAAGCAGAACAUGCAGAGGUGAACAGGUGCAAAGCCAAGAUAGCAGAGAUGGAACAAGACCAGGUGAACUUGAAGGAAAGGGAUGAAGAGCAAAGGAAAAGACAAAAGAUGGAAGAAAGAUAUAGGGAGCAGAAACAGACAGAAGAACUUGUUCAGAAGGACGUAGAGGUGAGGCAGUUGAAACUGAAGAUUGAAGAACUGAACCAGGAGAUUGAGCAGGACAGGAGGAUAAGAAUGGAACAACAAGAAGACCUUGAACAACAAACUGCCCUCCUACGUGAUGCUGAAGAGGAGGCAAGAACACUGAAAAAGACUUUACAACAAAAAGAUAAAGAAGAAAGGGACAGACUCCACCAUGAGGAAAAAGAAAAGACACUACUGAAGGAAAAGCUGCAUGAAGCAGAGCAGAGGAACAUUAAAGUUUUAAGCAGUUUACAAGAAAUCGAAACAACGCUUGAGAAGGAAAGAUAUCAGCUCAGAGGAAAAGAAGAAAGACUUAUGGAGUGUAAUGAAGAGCUAUUCUUGAUCAAACGUGAGCGAGAUCAAGAGAAGGAGAGCAUUGAAGAACUAAAUAAACUUAUAGGUGAACAAGGCAAAGAAGUGAAGACUCUGAGGGGAAAACUGGAUGAACGACUGGAGGAGGAGGGAAGGUUGUCAAAACUGUUGCAGAACCAGCGAGUGGAGGUACAAGUGCUUGAAUCCAGGGCAGAGAACAUUGAAGAGGAAAAACAACAGUUGAAGAGGUCUUUGAGUCAGAUUGAAGAAGAGAAGAGGCAUUUGGAGACCCAACUGACAGAUGAAAAAGUGGACAAGGAAAGACUAAGAGUCAGGCUUGAGGAUCAGGCCACAGAAGUGACUAAACUGAAUAAGAUUUUAGAAGAGGAGAGAAAGUUGUCACAACUACUGCAGAAUAGCCGAGUGGAGGCGCAAAUGUUUGAAUCCAGAGCACAGAACACUGAAGAGGAAAAACAACUACUGAAAAGAUCUUUGAGUCAGAUUGAAAGAGAGAAGAGUCGUCUUGAGACCCAACUGACAGAUGAAAAAAUGGACAAGGAAAAACUAAAAGCCAGGCUUGAGGAUCAGGACAAAGAAGUGACAAAACUAAAGGAGAAAAUGAAUGAAAUUUUAGAAGAAGAGAGAAAGUUAUCACAACUACUGCAGAACAGCCGAGUGGAGGCUCAAAUGCUUGAAUCCAGGGCAGAGAACAUUGAAGUGGAAAAACAACAAUUGAAGAGGUCUUUGACUCAGAUUGAAGAAGAGAAGAGGCAUCUGGGGACCCAACUGACAGACGAAAAAAUGGACAAGGAAAGACUAAGAGCCUGGGUUGAGGAUCAGGCCACAGAAGUGACAAAACUAAAGGAGAAACUGAGUGAAAUGAUAGAAGAGGAAAGAAAGUUGUCACAACUUCUGCAGAACAGUCGGGUGGAGGCUCACAUACUUGAAUCCAGGACAGAGAACAUCGAAGAGGAAAAACAACAAUUGACAAGGUCUUUGACUCAGAUUGAAAAAGAGAAGAGGCAUCUGGAGACCCAACUGACUGAUGAAAAAAUGGACAAGGAAAGACUAAGAGCCAGGCUUAAGGAUCAGGCCACAGAAGUGACAAAACUAAAGGAGAAACUGAAUGAAAUGAUAGAAGAGGAAAGAAAGUUGUCACAACUUCUGCAGAACAGCCGGGUAGAGGCUCAAAUGCUUGAAUCCAGGGCAGAGAACACCAUAGAGGAAAAGCAACAAUUAAAGAGGGUUUUGAGUCAGGUUGAAGAAGAGAAGAGGCUUUUGGAGACCCAACUGACAGAUGAAAAAAUUGACAGGGAAAGACUGAAAGCCAGGCUUGAGGAUCAAGCUACAGAAGUAACAAAACUGAAGGAGAAACUAAAUAAAAUGGUAGAAGAUGAGAGAAAGUUAUCACACCUUCUGCAGAACAGCCAAGUGGAGACUCAAAUGCUUGAAUCCAGGACAGAGAACCUCGAAGAGGAAAAACAACAAUUGAAGAGGUCAUUGACUCAGAUUGAAGAAGAGAAGAGAUGCCUGGAGACCCAACUGACAGAUGAAAAAAUUGAUAGGGAAAGACUAAGAGCCAGGCUUGAGGAUUUUCAGAAAGAUCAACAAAUCCUGUUUGAGGAGAAGAUGGGACGUGCGGAGAAGCUUGGGUCUCGUGUAAGAGAACUGGAGGAGCAGAGAGAUCAUCUCUCGGCAGAGCUUCGACGGAAAGAGCGAGAGAUGGAGGUUUUGAGAGAUGAAACUCUUCGAGAGAGACGAGAGAAGGACAGAAUAAGCUCUUUAUUGAGUGAUGCCAAGGAAAGAAAGGAAUCACUGUCUGUCCAGGUCGAUUCUUUGCAAGAACAACUGGUUAGUCUGUCUAGAUCUAAAGAGCAAACCAAGUUAAAGAUCCAGGAGCAAAAAGAGCAGAACAAGGAGAUGCGAGAGGGGCUAGUUGCUGGGCUUCAGGAGAUGGCAACUUUGAAGGAACUGCUAGAAGAGAGUCAUCGUGAAGGAGAGAGACUAAGGUCCAUGAUGCAGGAAAGGAAGGAUGAGCUGGUACGAAGUAGAGAAGAAGGCAUUAAGGUGGCACAUAUUGAAGCCAAAGAUCUUCAACUAAAAGUCCAGAUGUUAGAGAAGCAGAAACAGGAGCUUGAAACCACUCUUCAACUACAAGUGGAGCAACUUAAGAAGAAGAAUGAGGAAGGGAUGCAGGAGAAGGAACAAUUGCAGCAAAGACAGGAAAAGUUGGAAGGAGAAUUGAUGGCUAUGAAAAGCGUAAAGGAGCACAGAGAGGCUGAGCUGACCAGAGCAAAGGCUAGAUUGGACAUUCUGGAAGAUCAGAGGACUGAACUGAGCUCUUUGGCAGCAGAGAGGACCAAAGAUGCAGAGGAACUGAGCAACAGAUUCAGAGAUCUGAGGCUGGAAGCUGACAGGCUGAGAGAGGACAGAAUAAGAGAGAAGAACAACUGGGAGGAACUCAAAAGAGAAAACAAAGAAAAACAAAAUGCCUUGGAGGAAUUGGAGCUCCUUAGAAAAACUCUGAUGGAAAAGGAAAAGGAGAUGAAAUUGGUUAAAGAGAAAUAUGAAAAUGAGAAAAGAAGAAGCGAGAGAUUUCAGCAAGGGGAUGAACAGAAUGUAAGACAAAUUGAAUUAGUUUCAGAAAGACUCAGGGAUAAGGAAACUGAGUUAGAGAGUAUUCGAGAAAAGGCGUACAAAGAACAAUCAGCAAGACUUAGAUUGCAGGAUCAAUUCGAAGAUGAGAAAAGAGUUACCAAGAAAUUGAGGGAAAAAUUAGAAACCCUAGAGAAAGUGAAACAAGAGAUGAAGACCAAGAUGGAAAAUGAUAUACGCUAUUUUAGAGACUCUGAAAAGAAAAACAAUGGUCUAAAGAUGGAUAGUGGGCAUGGUACUCUUGCAGACUCCCUAGAGAUAAAUGCUGAAUAUCGUUCUCAUGUCAAGCUGUUAGAAGCAGACACACUUAGAAAGGACCUGACAAAAAAAGAUCAGGAAAUACGAAGGUUGAGGAUCAAGGCUGAAACACUACAGACUGAAAUCGACCGACUGCACUCUCUAUUAAAAAAUGGGAACAUGAAAACUGGGCCAACAGAGAAUGAGGACUGGGAUAGGGAAAAGCAGCAAGUGUCCACUAUCCUUUUAGAAAAGGAGGAGAGGGACAGACUCCUCAGAGAGAAGGAUGUUGAAGUAUAUGCAUUAAAGGAGCGAGCUGAGGAGAUGAGCAAGGACAGGGAUCGGGUCAGGAUAGCACUGGAGAAGACUGAAGCCAUGCUGAUUUACUAUAAGGAGAGACUGGGACAUCAGGAGCACAAGAGAAAGCAGACAGGAGGUGAUAUUUCAUUGGAAAAAGUGUCUGCGGAUGAGCUGGAUACAGAAUCUGCUGUUCAUGGGCGUCUGUCGGCGAUGCAGCAGGCUGUAGCACAACUGGAGGUGCAGCAGAACCUUCUUGAGAAGAAAAACAGUCACCUAGAGAAGAAGAUUGAGAGGCUACGAACUGAGCGACAGCACCUGAGAGAGACACUGACACAGGUUGAGCUGGAGAGGGGGAAACUGAGGCGUCAGCUGUCACUGUCAGAAGCUGGAGUUCUGGACCAGUCAGUUGGUACAGACGAUGCAGAGCUGAAGCAUCUCCGAGUCCGAGCCAAUGAACUGGAGGAACAGGUUCACCAUCUUCGUCUCAUGUUGGCUGUGGACCAUCGGCAGCGGGCAGAGUUCAUAGACCGCUCUCUGAAGAACAGCCAGAGUCUGAUGUCCCUCAGACAAGAUCUGAACGAGUCUUUAUCAGCCGUCUCACAGCGGCCCGUCCUAUCAGUGCUUGAGUCUGAGACGCAGAGACUGGACAGGAGCAUUCGAGAGGAAGAGCUGCGACUGACUUUCAGCCAAAGCUAAAGAUACAAACACUCCUUCAUGUGAAAGAACUAUCAUAUAGUUCAUAUUGUUGCACUUAACAGUCAGUAAUUUAGACCGUGAACCUAAGAUUAAUUAUACACUCAGGGUUUGACAUUAUUUUACUGUUACCCCGGUUAUAAGUUUGGAUGCAUUAAGAUUUUUGUUUAUGUUUUUUAAAGAAGGUUUAAGACUGGAUAUGUUUUAAAAUUUAAUUAUUUCUGUGAUUUCAAAGCAGAACGUUGAGCAUCAUUACUCCAGUCUUCAGUGUAAAAUGUUCCUUCAGAAAUCAUUCCAAUAUGAUGAUUUGCAAAUUGUAAAAAUACUAUUUUUAUGGAAACUGCAGUAUGCUAAUAAGCUAAAAGUACCCAAUUUGUGUAUACAUCAGAAACAUAAUAAUAUAUGACAACAUUUUUAAUGCUGUCAGAGGUUAUAUAUCAAAUACAUGUGGUUAUUUGAAAACUUAUGUAUGCUUUGUAAUGCGCAUUGAUUAUAAGGACCAGUAUUAUUAAUGAUUAUUAUUAAUUAUUAGUAGUUAAUAG